Cotesia glomerata is the source of this 479-nucleotide messenger RNA. RefSeq names its product A-kinase anchor protein 14-like. NCBI's taxonomy places the organism in Eukaryota, Metazoa, Arthropoda, Insecta, Hymenoptera, Braconidae. Bases 82 to 381 code for a protein of 99 amino acids. The transcript has a single exon. The record is from RefSeq and is a predicted model, not a curated record.
AAGCAUCAAACAGUCGACGACCAAGUCGAAGAGCGUGCUAAUUUUGCUUUAAAGUAAAACUAUAACUAAAAGUUAUCAGCCAUGCUGAAGUUCGUAGUGUUGGUUGCAUUCGUUGCUUGUGUGUCUGCUGCACCACAACCUGGCCAUAUUCUUGCUGCAGCGCCUGUUGUUGCUGUUCAACCUUUGGCAACUAGCUCAUCUCAUAGUUACCGCGCACCAGUAGCCAAGGCUGUCGUACCAGUGAUUCCCGCUGCACCUCUAGUGAAGACCAUUCCUGUUGUUCACGCAGCUCCGAUUGUCAAAGCAGCACCUCUCAUCGCUCAUACAGUUCCCGUAGCUCACGCCAUCCCAGUCGCCCACACUGCCAUCAUUCAUCACUAAACUUCGGCAUCACUGUAUCUGUAUCAAUUUUAAUUAUUUAUUUUCAUGGUAAAAAUGAUUUGAUUUUUUCUGUAUAAUAAAAUAUGCAAUCAUCUUAA